AUGCCUCAACCCUUGCCUAAGCAGAAGCCAGACUCCGCUGAAAUCCGCUCUGCCACGCCUCUCCCCCAAGUUGAUACGGGUGAGGGUCUGUGGGUGAAAGGUGAGGAUAAAGGCAACAAAAAGGAACGUCUGUCACAGAGCAAGCCAGACCUUGAGUGUGGUCUUUCUAGAAAGGAGCUUUUGGCCUCUCCUCAUGAACCGUUGAUAAAGGCUCCAUCGGAUGAUGUUAAAGAGGAAUCUGGGUUGGUUUAUAAGACCAAAAAUCUCGGCCUUGAAAAUGAAAAGGCUCAUAGAAAUCCCGCCGAUGCUAGCAACAAUCCCGAAGAUGCUAGCAUUGGAGAGAUCAUGCCGUGCUUUGAGUCAGCAAAUUGUUCAGUGGAACUACGGUAUCCUAACCAGGACGCACUCCCAGGUUCCAGUCUUAGGAAUAUGACUGAAGAAAACCGGCUGAAGUGGGGUCAAGGCGAGGGCAUUAACAUGAACGAUUUGGUUUCGCAUUUUGAUAAAGCUUUUUCUAAAGACGACACAGAAGAAACUAUAUCUGAUAAGAAAACUUCACAUGAUGGCAUCGAUAAAAUUCCCAUCCACGAGCGAUGCACAUCUUCAAAUAUGUUAUGUGAUCAAAGCGAGGACAUCGGCGGUAUGGACGCAAACCAUGGCCUUGAACCUUGGAUCAAAAACACUUCUGAAGUCACUAGAGGACCGUCAGCCAAGGACACAAGUUACUCUAACGAGGAACCUCUCAGCGCAUCAUCCGUCCAACUUUCUGGCCUCUGUCCCACCCCACCACCCCGUGGAGAUGUGAAUCUUUUACGACCUGUCUCCUUGAGCGCCGUUGGUCAUCCAGUGACGACAGGUGACUCUGCUCCUUCUAAUGCUCAGCUUGAUAUUCAGGUUGGGUCGGCCACAGUUGCCGAAAACGCUCGUAACAAGUCAAUGGAUAAUGCUGAGAAGUGGGACACUAACGCCGAUUUUUCAUUAAAUGAUGGUGCUCGUGAGAUAACGGACGAGGACUGCAUCACGCUGGGCCUUUAUGAUGGAUGGCCCUACAAACUCAGCGACGUUAAUACUGGCCUUCCACCUAUGACCGAAGAGUCCUGGCGUGUGCUGGAAACUAAGCAAACUGUCAGGCAUUUUGCUUCCGACGGCCCUUCUAAAGUCGACACUAGAAGGGUGACAGCAGAGAACCCUUCAGCAGGCACUAGACCUCUGCUUUCAAUUAUCGCCAACGUCUCUAGUCUUAGAAAUAUGGAACUCGACGAGCCGUUCAAACUCUUUAAGCCUCCCAAGCCUAAGCCAAUGCAACAGGAAGAAGCUGUGUCUGAUAUAGUCGACGCCUCUAGUCACAAUUUUACACAGUUGUCUGUAAUACCGUUCCAUACAGCAAAUUCUAAAACUAGAACUCAUUCAGUUAUUGACACUGCAGCGCACCUGAGUGGAGUGCCAGAGAUGAAUGACAUCUCCAGCCCGAUGAAGGACACCACCAAAGAUAUGCCUGCUGACUUUAGCCUCCGAAAAUGGACAGGUGAUGAUUCUGUUGAACCAGACAUCAAGGACGCCAAGUUGGUUUCCAGCGACUCUGCACGACUGGAAUCUUCAUCUGCGUCGCAGGAUGUAUCAUUCAUGCUUUGGACUAACUGCUACCCUGACGAUCUUGACAAGGCCAGAGAACUUAAAGCAAGUACCGGUGCCCCUGGGAUCCGAGUUCACUCUGUGGACGUUUUGUUCCGUGCUACUUUAAACCCGCAAGUUUUGGAUGAAGUCGAUGCCUCCCAGAAUAGUGACAAUUCCAGGACAGAAAUGGAAACGUAA
Molecule: messenger RNA, 1812 nt
Organism: Metarhizium acridum CQMa 102
Lineage: Eukaryota; Fungi; Ascomycota; Sordariomycetes; Hypocreales; Clavicipitaceae
Source: RefSeq, a predicted model, not a curated record